CCCGGGCAGGCAGAGGAGGAGGAGGAGGAGGAGGCCCCCGGUCCUGUUCCUGUUCUGCGUUACACCGCGUGCACUCUGUGACUGCGGCCCGUCGUGCCCCCUAUUCUAAUCGCUUGAAUCGAUUUGCCAGCAGCAUAGCGACCUCCUCUCGUUACACGGACAACAGAAGGUGGCGUGAUGCCGGAUGGCGGAGGGCGAGGAGUUCGCCGAGCUCGCGGAGUCCAACCACCACCAUCACCACCACCACCACCUGCAUCAGUAUGGUAGCUCGCUCGGGCACGGCGGCGGCCACGGCGGCCAUGGCGGCCUGGGAGGCCCGCACCGGCCGUACCCCGCCCUGGGGCCGGCGGCCACCAGCCACGAGGCCGAGGACGCCAUCCGGCCCUCUCGGUACGGCGACGGGGGCCGGGGGCCGGGGGCCGGGGCGGGCGGCGGCGGCGGCGCCUUCUACUCGCCGCCGGGGACGUCCUACACCAUAGUGGAGCGGCCGUCGAGCGCGCCCAGGGGCACGUACCUGGGCGCGCCCAGCCCGCCGCAGUCGCGGAACCACCAGGGCGGCCACCAGGGCGGCCUCCAGGGCAUCCACCAGGUCGCCCACCAUGCCGCAGCCGCGGCGCACAACAAGAAGCGGCCCAUCUCGCCGGAGCAGGUGCUCAAGCUGCUGGGCGCCGGGGUGGGCCCCAAGGUGCGCGACGGCUCGGCGCCGCCCGCGAGCGACCCGCCGCGCAGGAGGCCGCCGCCGACCAGCCCGCCGCUGCACGAGCUGCCCGUCAGGACCGUGACCAUGACCAGGACCAACGAGGCCGUCCAGCCGGGCGUGGUGCAGGGCCCCGGCCACGGCUUCGGCAUCUGCGUCAAGGGAGGCGCCAAGGACACGGCCAUCGACUGGGACCGGAGCCGAGGGGACCCCACCAUGCCGUUCCGCUUCCCAUCACCAGGCGGCUCCAACUCGGGUGUUUACAUCUCCCGCGUCGAGGAUGGCAGCGUGGCCCAGCGGGCGGGGUUGCGCCCGGGCGACGUGAUCCUGGAGGUGAACGGCACGCCCUUCAGCGGACUGACGCACGAGGACGCGCUCAAGAUGCUCAAGUCGUGCAAGCGGAUGACCAUGACGGUGCGCGCCGGCCCCGCCCCCUACCAGCCGCCGACGGCCAACGCCGCGCAGAGCAUGUCGUCGGCGGCGUCCUGGUCGCCGCGGCAGGCCUACACCUGGAUGGACCGGACGGGGCGGCCCGUGUCGCCGCCGCCGUCCCCGCACACCUCGGGGCGCUGGGCGCACACCCGCAAGGUGGAGCUGAGCAUCGAGCCGGGGCAGAGUCUCGGCCUCAUGAUCCGCGGCGGCGUCGAGUACAACCUGGGCGUGUUCAUCACCGGCGUCGACAAGGACUCGGUGGCGGACCGCGCCGGCCUCGCGAUCGGCGACCAGAUCCUGGAGGUGAACGGCCAGUCCUUCCUGGACGUGACGCACGACGAGGCGGUGGCGCAGCUCAAGCUGCACAAGAGGAUGACCCUGACCGUGAGGGACGUCGGCAAGGUGCCGCACUCGUGCAGCGACCCCCCGCCCCGACCCUGGGACAGUCCUGGGAGGGGGUUCCUCGGUGGCUCGGGCCGCUCACCUGCGCUGCAGAUGGUGGAGGAGAAGGCCCGCGUCGUGCUGACCAAGACUGAGUUCGCCACGCUGGCCUACUACCAGGAGGAGUACGCGGCGGGCCAGAUGACCAUCGAGGCGUUCGUCGCCGUGCUGCUCGAGCUGCUCAACACCCCCGAGAAGUACACCUUGCUGACGGAGCUGCGGGAGGUGGUGGUGCCCGAGGACCGCGCGCGCUUCGACGAGCUGGUCUACCGCCGCGAGGUCGAGGGCCGCCGCUGCGUCACCAGGCCGGACAGUCUUGGAGGCGCCGCUGCCGUGGCUGCUGGCGCUGCUUGCUGCGACGUGGACCUGCUCGAGUUCAAGACCCCCCUGAGCGAGGACUCGGGCCUCGGGCUGGGCGCCGACUACCCCAGGUCCAAGCGAGGCUGGCCCUCCAUGCCCGGCCCCCACCACACUUCGGACUUCUCCGAGGAGGACAUGCUACAGGAGUACGGUAGUCUGGAGCGGGAGAAGCUGCGCGGAAGGCGACAUUCGAGCCCGGAGAACUCGCUGUCCGGCUCCAUCACCGGACUCCAGAAGGACGGCUUCGACGACUCCCGCAUGCCCGGCUACUUCGAUGGUCUGCGUUCUCACUUGGGAGGCUGGACUCAAAAAGUCAAGUCAUGGUACUGGGGGAGCCCACUAGAGGCACGGCCGACUUCGGCUCCACCGCAGCUGCCGCACAAGAUGGGCCGCAGCUUCGAGCUGAAGGACGACCAGGAGCUCCUCGAGAGCGACGCACCGGGGAUGCGCCGCCACCACUCCAUGCAGCGCCUGGGCCUGCACGACAGGGAGGCGGAGGCGGCCAUGGUGGUGGCCGACCAGCUGGGCAACCUCCGGAUCACAGUGAGGAAGACCAAGCCGCUGCUGGGCAUCGCGAUCGAGGGCGGCGCCAACACCAAGCACCCGCUGCCCAGGAUCAUCAACAUCCACGAGCAUGGCGCCGCCUACGAGGCCGGCGGGCUCGAGGUUGGCCAGCUCAUCCUGGAGGUGGACGGGCACCGCGUCGAGGCCAUGCACCACCAGGACAUCGCGCGGAUGAUCGCCGAGUCGUUCGCGCGGCGCGACCGUUCCGAGAUCGAGUUCCUGGUCAUCGAGGCCAAGAAGUCCAACCUGGAGCCCAAGCCCACGGCCCUCAUCUUCCUCGAGGGAUAACACGACGCUGCGAGGUCUGGGACCCCGGCCUCGCUGGCGCAUGCACCUCUGUGCACGCCCCAUGCGGUGCCGGCCCUCGUCGCCCAGCCUCGCAGCACCACGACCCACUCCACGGAGCAGGCCGACGCCUACGCCGAGCAAGGCGCCGCCGAGCAACGCGCCUACGCCGAGCAGCAGCAGGGCAUCCACGCCCCCGAGCGCGUC
Messenger RNA from Frankliniella occidentalis (western flower thrips), 2986 nucleotides. It is a transcript of the gene dysc, whose product is annotated as whirlin. Gene Ontology annotation, cellular component: stereocilia ankle link complex; plasma membrane; stereocilium tip. Gene Ontology annotation, molecular function: protein binding. The record is from RefSeq and is a predicted model, not a curated record. The transcript has 17 exons. NCBI's taxonomy places the organism in Eukaryota, Metazoa, Arthropoda, Insecta, Thysanoptera, Thripidae. Bases 185 to 2782 code for a protein of 865 amino acids.